AUGAGCAAAGACACACCACUAUACCAAAGUUUGGGAACUCCUCCUACGAUCGCCGAAGCAGGGCACGACCUUCAUCGCCGGUAUCGCCGUCUACUUGCAAAAGGGUUCUCGGAGGCUGGAUUACGGGAGCAGGAGCCCGUUAUACAGCAGAAGAUCUCCGUGUUAAUCAAACAACUCCAUGCUGCGACAGCAAAAGGCACUACGCCGGAGAUGACAUCGUGGUUCAAUUUCUUCACUUUUGACCUGAUUUCAGAGCUUACCUUUGGCGAAUCUUUCAAAUGUCAAGAGAACGGCCGGUUUCACCCGUGGAUACUCAUGGUCACUCAGUCCAUAAAGUUCAGAGCCAUUAUUCAAGCGCUGGGAUACUAUCCUUUACUAUUCAAACUCUUCAUGGGCCUGAUCCCGAAGUCCUACCAGGAGGCAUUCAGGGAUCAUCAGAAACUCACUUCUGAGAAUGUUCAGCGUCGAAUAGACAAGAAAGUCGACUAUACCGACCUAGCCUCGAAUCUUAUAGAUCCGAAACACAAUCUCGAAAGGUAUGAGAUCGACGGCAACUGCGCCGUACUUAUUGUCGCUGGAAGUGAAACCACCACUACUGCUCUGAGUGCGACUAUGUAUUAUCUGACCCAAAACCCCGAAGCAAAGGCGAAGGUGAUCAAAGAGGUUCGAAGCUCCUUCUCCAGUGCAGAGGAGAUUACCGCGAUCAGCGUCAACCAACUCAAGUAUCUACCGGCGUGCUUUAAUGAAGCUAUGCGAAAACUUCCCCCCGCGCCAGCUGUGUUUACCCGCCGUGUCCCCAGGGAGGGGGCAUAUAUUGCAGGAAAUUGCAUCCCGGGAGGCACGCACGUUGGUAUGUGCCAUUUUGCUACGAAUAACUCGAGCCUCAACUUCAAGGAUCCUGAGAAAUACAUCCCCGAAAGAUGGUUGGGUGAUCCUGAGUAUGAAGAUGAUGCUCGCGCUGCAAUGCAGGUAUUUAGCGUCGGGCCGCGGAAUUGUAUUGGGCAGAACCUUGCAAGAUUGGAGUUGCGCCUUUUGUUAUCCCGUGUUAUAUGGGAGUUUGACUGGGAGCUGGACUCUGCCUCGAUGGAUUGGGACAAGGACAUGCCGGUCUAUCUUAGUUGGGGUAUGAAGCCAUUAAAAUUUCAUUUUGCGCCUGUGGUUCGCUAG
Molecule: messenger RNA, 1167 nt
Organism: Aspergillus oryzae RIB40
Lineage: Eukaryota; Fungi; Ascomycota; Eurotiomycetes; Eurotiales; Aspergillaceae
Product: cytochrome P450
Exons: 2
Coding region: 1-1167 (388 amino acids)
Molecular function (GO): oxidoreductase activity, acting on paired donors, with incorporation or reduction of molecular oxygen; iron ion binding; monooxygenase activity
Source: RefSeq, a predicted model, not a curated record